Messenger RNA from Passer domesticus (house sparrow), 1737 nucleotides. RefSeq names its product mas-related G-protein coupled receptor member H-like. The record is from RefSeq and is a predicted model, not a curated record. Gene Ontology annotation, biological process: G protein-coupled receptor signaling pathway. Gene Ontology annotation, cellular component: membrane. The transcript has a single exon. Lineage: Eukaryota; Metazoa; Chordata; Aves; Passeriformes; Passeridae. Gene Ontology annotation, molecular function: G protein-coupled receptor activity. The coding region runs from base 89 to 1021 and encodes 310 amino acids.
UCUAUUCCUGGAUUCUCCAAGCACUGACUCCCCAUCCACUCUGACCACAGCCAGGGGCCACAUCCCACUGCCUGCCCAGCGUCCAUCCAUGGAGGUGAGCACCGUGUCCCCAUCUCCCGCCUCACCCACUGAAGGAGACGAUCUCUGUGAUAUUGAUGUCACUGACGUGGCCGUAGACAGUGUGACACUGCUCAUCUGCCUCUGUGGGCUGGCCGGGAAUGGGGCUGUGCUCUGCCUUCUCCAAAGGAACCCUGCCACCUGUUACAUCAUCAACCUGGCCUUCGCCAGCUUCUCCUUCCUCCACUUCGCCGUCCCCUCCACCCUGCUCUACCUGCUGGAGGAAUUGUCCUGCUCCACAAUCGUGCCCCUGGUGUUCCUGAGGGCACUUUUCCCACUCCUGCUCUUCUCCUACAACCUGGGGCUGUACCUGCUGACUGCCAUCAGCAUCGAGAGGUGCACAUCCAUCCUCUGUCCACUCUGGUACCGCUGCCGCCGUCCCCAGCGCCUGUCAUGGGUGGUGUGUGCCUUGCUCUGGGCCCUCUCCAUCACUGUCAUUGUCACCAUGACUGCCCUGUGCCACUCAAAGGAGCACGAGCACUGUCAGAUGUCUCUCAUCACCAUGUAUGCCCUCAACCUCUUCUUCUUUGCCCCAGCCAUGGUCAUUUCCAGCACAAUUCUCUUCAUUAAGGUCAAGUGUAUCUCCCAGCAGCAGCAACCCAAGAGACUCAACAUUGUUAUUUUCCUCGUUGUGCUCUUCUUCCUCCUCUUUGCUCUCCCACUCAGCCUCUGCAAUUUCCUGCAGCAGCUCGGUUACAUCACUGUGCCCUCCCAGGUUGUUUUCCUGCUCACCUGCAUCCACAGCACCAUCAACCCCUUCAUCUACUUCUUGGUGGGGGGCUGCAGGAGACCCUGCUCUGUGGGAUCCCUCCGGCUCUCCCUCCAGAGGGUCUUUGAGGAGCCAGAAGAAAACACUGCCCACAGUGGUGAUCCUGCCAUGGACACAGCCUUUCCAGCCUGCUGAUCCCUUCCCUGCUCUGCUGAAGGACCUUGGCAGAGUGGCUGAGGGUUUCCUUGAGUCACCUGAUUAAUAAAUAUCCAUGGGAUCACCCUCCCCAUGGUGCUGUAAUCCUGAAGGAGAAGGGAGCAGGGGCAUUGCCAAGGGCCAUGUGGGAGGGAUGCUCUGCGAGGAGCCCAUUGGAGCAUGGCUGUGCUCCUCCCUCACGGGGCCUUUCCAACGUGGCUGUGAUCCCAAAAUUCUCCCUGGCACCCUGGUUCCUGCAUCCCACUGGGGUGUGAUAUCAAUAAACAGCACCGUGAACCCUGAGCUGCCUUCGCCUCCCGGCUUCCUCUGGCUGCUGCUGCCAGCCGGGAAUGUGGCUGGAGGGAGGGGACACACCCCUGGCUUGUGCUCCCUGGAGGAACAGUGAUCCCGAGUGCCCAGAGCUGGGCUGGCAGCGACACAGCCGGCACGGACACGAUGGCCCAGGGGCUCAGCAUAGCCCACCCCGAGUGCUCUGUGAGUGUCACAGCAGAAAUAUCCCCAGAAAUCUUUAAUUUUUAUUUUGUGAGCCAGGUGCAAAGGUCUCUCUGCCUUCAGAAGUUCUUCCUCUCCAUGGCCUUCAGCUGCUCCCUCAGCAGGCUCAGAUGGUGCAGCAGCAAGGAGAGGAGGCGGUCAUGGUCCUCAGCACGGCCACCCCCUUCCAGGAGCAGGGUGACACCUGUGUUUGUCACCACAGG